Molecule: messenger RNA, 1317 nt
Organism: Rotaria sp. Silwood1
Lineage: Eukaryota; Metazoa; Rotifera; Eurotatoria; Philodinida; Philodinidae
Source: the annotation of a GenBank genome assembly
AUGGUUGUGAUAAAAUCUCCUAAUGGUGACAGAUAUGAAGGAGAUUGGGAAGAUGACAUGAAAAAUGGAGAAGGAACUUUAUAUUAUGCAGAUGGAGGUAAAUAUGAAGGUGAAUGGGCUAAUGAUUUACGAAAUGGUUAUGGAGUAAAUUCAUGGGGUAAUGGGGAUCGAUAUGAAGGAAACUGGAAAGAUAAUAAGAAACAUGGUGAAGGAACGUUAUUUUAUGCUAAUGGAGGUAAAUACGUCGGCGAAUGGGAAGAUGAUAUGAGAAAUGGUCAAGGAAAAAAUAUAUGGGUGAAUGGCAAUCGAUAUGAAGGAUCUUGGACAAAUAAUCAACAACAUGGUCAAGGAACAUUUACUUAUCCAGAUGGAGGAAAAUACAUAGGCGAAUGGGCAAACAACAUGAGAGACGGAUAUGGAGUAAACAAUUGGUCCAAUGGUGAUCGAUAUGAAGGAUUAUGGAAGUAUAAUAGAAGAAAUGGAAAUGGAACAUUUUAUCAUGCUGAUGGAACGGAAGAGAUUGGUUUUUGGACAAAUGAUAAACUAAAGGGGCAGUCGAGUGAUGCAAAAGACACUAAAAGUGAAAAAGUUCUUUCAAAGAAUGGUAUACAAAUUAGAGGUCUUUGGGUAAAUGGUCAACCUUUUUUAGUUGUAUUAAUGCCUAAAUCAUCUGAUUGUCCUUAUCUAACACUUGCACGUGAAUUUGUUGUUUCAUUAAAAUGGGAAAAAUCAUUUUUUGAUCGUGAUCAUGAUAAUUGCUAUUGUAGUCAUUGUUAUAAGCAAUCAUGGAAUGAUGUUAUCGAAGCUGGUGAAGGUAAAUAUGUUAUUCCUCGUGGAUGGGUACGUUUAGGUCUUCAUAUUGAUCCCGUUCUUAUGAAAACUCAAGAUAUUUGGAAUAAAUGGAUAGUAACAUUUCAUGGAACAACAAAAAUUGCUGCACAAUCAAUUCUUACACAUCGUCAAUUUUGUCUUCCGGGCGAUGUAUUAAUUGAUGGUACUAAAUUAGGUAUUCGUCCUGGACAUAUUCUUGAUAAAAAAUUCAUUUAUACAUCGCCAACUAUAGCUUAUUCAAGUUGUUUAGCAUAUAGUCCGAUCUAUGAUUUUCAUUCAACAGAAAAUGAUACCGAUUAUCAAACUCAAAUCGUUCUUCAAUGUCGACAAAAGCCUACUACUUUUCAAAUCGGACCAGAAACAAUAGGAGCUGGCAAACAACAAAUAUGUCCACAUAUUCCAAACUCCAAGAUUGAAUUUUUUACUGAGAGAAGAGCUACACUUCAUGCUUAUGGAUUACUCGUAAGAUUUCGACCAAAACAUUAA